AUGUCCACCGGCACAAAGACCGUCAUCGCGACAGGUGCAUCCUCCGGCCUGGGCUUCGAAUCCGUCAAGCAACUACUCGAAAAACCCGAGCCUUACAAUUUCAUACUCGGUGCCCGAGACACGAAGAGAACCCAGGCUGCGUACGACGCGCUCGGUUUCGAUUCUACCAAGCACUCUGUUCACAUUCUACCACUUGACCUGAAGAGUUUGCGGAGUGUGCAGGUAUUUGUUCAGAAGGCUCUGGCCCAGCUUGGUCGGAACAAGAUCGAUUAUUUGUUCCUGGCUGCUGGUACACUUGAUGAUGCUAAUGGGCCGGGCCCGAAUGGAUCGCAAUGGUGUGAUGGGUAUGUUGUUAAUCAUCUUGCCCAGCAUUAUUUGGUCCACCUGAUUCGUGAGACUUUGAUUGCUUCUCAAACACGUAUUGUCUUCGUUUCUUCCGGCGCGAUCCGGAAUGUGCGUGAACAGGAUCCUAAAACGCUGGAUAUGGACCUGAAGGCCAACUCCGGCGCCGGCAAAAGACUAGUAUACUGCGGCUCCAAGUUCGUUCAGUUACUGGGCGCUCACUACUGGCGUCGUAAUCUACCAGAAUGCACCAUCGUAGCCGUUUCUCCCGGCCUCGUCCCUGACACCAACCUCGCCACAGACAUGGGAUUGAGCAUGAAUAUGCCCGAUGCCAAGACGGUCCCAGAAGGUGCUCGAAGCCUUCUCGAGGCUUUUACUCGCAAUGAUAUCCCUGCGGAUCCGGAGCAGAUCUUCCUCACUAGUUGGGGUGAAUGGUGGCCCAAGGAUGUGUAUGCGAUGAGCCUGGAUACCGAACUACAGGAUAAGUGGUGCUUGGGUAGAGAAGAGAUUGAGAAGGCUGAGGGUCUUGCUGGGGAAUCCUGA
Messenger RNA from Penicillium subrubescens, 885 nucleotides. RefSeq lists its product as uncharacterized. The record is from RefSeq and is a predicted model, not a curated record. NCBI's taxonomy places the organism in Eukaryota, Fungi, Ascomycota, Eurotiomycetes, Eurotiales, Aspergillaceae. The transcript has 5 exons. Bases 1 to 885 code for a protein of 294 amino acids.